Labrus bergylta (ballan wrasse) is the source of this 1138-nucleotide messenger RNA. Lineage: Eukaryota; Metazoa; Chordata; Actinopteri; Labriformes; Labridae. The record is from RefSeq and is a predicted model, not a curated record.
GGUUUGUGUUGAGUUCAAAGCGCUUUCUCGCUCAGUCGACUGGAGGGUAGUGUGGAGACAGACAGCGGGUACUGCUCCACAGCUCCUCACAGGUCUUCCGUAGCUCCUGUUCGCACAUUUAUCUCAGAGAGCUGAUGCUUCAAUGAACUCUCGGUUUGACGCGCUGCCUUUGGAUGAAGUUGGACUUUUCUUCCUGCAGCGCAAACACAAUGUGACCAUGCUGAGGCAGUGACUGUGUUAUCCUUGUCCGUUUUAUCGGAGUAUUUCUAUCGAUCCAGGGAAAAGAGUGGGACUAAAGCAUGGGCAAACUUCAGUCAAAACAUGCGUGUAAACGCAGGGAGAACCCUGAAGGAGACAGUUUUGUUGUGAACGCCUUCCUCCGGAGAGGGAUGGAGGAAUGUGAGAGGUACAGCGCGGCGGAUCACAAGCUGAAGAGCAUGCAGGGGUUUGCAAAUGGUGAGCUGAAGGAAGGACGACUCGCAGAUCAACACUGUCCCCUAGAGGUGGUUCUUCCUCCAGAGAAAGCUGAGGGCUGUGAGAGCUAUCUGCAGUACCUGCACUCAGAGGGUGGUGAGCGAGUGAUACUCAGAGACAGGACCAAAGCUCCCGGCAAGAAACGCAUCAGUCUGGAUGUAAGGAGUUAAAUGACCUGGAAAGAAUGCAAUUCUAUGAUGUGGUUAAAUGUCCAAUAGCAGUACAACUUGCGUUUUUAAAAACAAAUAGACAAAAAAAGAAGUGGCAAAUCAAACCUCGACCGGAGGUUUAUUUUCCUGUGCAGGCUUUUUCUGAAGGGAAUUGCUUUGGGUUUUUUUUUCACAUGCUUCUCAUCUCAGAGUCGUACAGCUCCUGAUGCAAUGUACGACUUUGAGAUUGUUUGAGCUCUGUGGUGAAACAGAGGACCUUGGUGUUGUGUUUCAACAUUGGGCCUGGCUCAAGCUAAAGUGGAACAAGGGAAAACACAAAUUAAAUUAUCAAAUAGAACGCCAAACGAGUGUUGCUUCAAUUCUCAGACCUAUUUUGGGUCAGAAAAAAAGUCUCCUCUAAGCCAUCAGCCAAGAGCCAUGAGAGCUGAAAGUGUUUAAUGUUUCAGUGAGUGAUUAUUAUUGAAAUAUAGGUUAGAAAAUACACGCAUGGCACA